Messenger RNA from Penicillium soppii, 441 nucleotides. RefSeq lists its product as uncharacterized. Gene Ontology annotation, molecular function: protein-macromolecule adaptor activity. The transcript has a single exon. NCBI's taxonomy places the organism in Eukaryota, Fungi, Ascomycota, Eurotiomycetes, Eurotiales, Aspergillaceae. Bases 1 to 441 code for a protein of 146 amino acids. Gene Ontology annotation, biological process: proteasome regulatory particle assembly. The record is from RefSeq and is a predicted model, not a curated record.
AUGUCAACCGAGUCACUUCCCAUCACUCCAGGAGCCUUCGCAGAAGCCAUUAAAGAACUUCCUCUGGCAGUCCUCUACAGCAAAGUCUCAGAGCUCACAAACUCCAUCGCCCACCUGGACCGCUCAAAUUCCGAGCUCCGUGCAUACUUGGCUGAAAGCAACGACUCCGAAGAAGAGAAGAAAGAGAUUCAAGAGUACGUUUCUGAAAAUGAUGGCGUUGCCGUUUCUAUGAAAGAGCGCAUUGGACUGUUGAAGACCGAGGUUGAGAAUCGGGGCCAGCCAUGGAUUGAGCUUGAGGAGUUGAAGAGGGUGGAAGAUGAGGAUGCGGCUGAAGCUGCGGCACCAAAUGGGGAUGGGAGUGCGGCUACUGGAGCUACUGGGGCCACUGAAGCUACCAAUGGAGGCCAAGAUGGAGAAAGCGAGGAGGGAGUCUAUCUGUGA